UUUACUAAUCUAAUGACUUAGGCAGGCAUUGGCUUAAGUCAUCAAUGACAUAAAUAAUAUAAACUGAUUUGGUCUCAGAAAACUUAACAUCCACUAUUCAAACGCCAGCUAGGCCUUAUAGGGGGGAAUAUAAAGUCAUUUGAAACUCAAACUCUCCUAUUAUCUGUGACCAUAUCAUAAUCAAAUCAAAUAAUUAGUGAGAUGGCCUAAAUUAUGUGGCAGUCAAAGAUUUUCCAUGACUAGUUGAUGAUCAGUGGUAGAAUUUUCUUUAUAGAUAUCCCAACAAGCCUUUCUACACUUUCGCAUGUGAACUUUUAAUCGGAAACCAUUAGAUACCACCAGCUGCUUUUUACAACAUCUAAGAGGCAGGUAAGAUAUAAUAAUCAGCACUAACAUUCUCAAAGUACACACAAAAAUGGAGUGAAAAGAGGGAAGGAGGAGCAAACAUGGAUGAUUUUUCUGAUGAGUGGAAAACAAUGGAUGAUGCCGCAAUGAAGGAGAAAAAGAGCAGGCAUCAAAUGAUGGGGUAUAGGGGUUUAGCAAGAAGGUCAAGAGGUAGCUUUGAUGUGAAGCUUUGGAUACGAACAACGGAACAAGUAUCAAAGGAUGAAUUCAUAUGGAUGCAUAUAGCUGACCCAAAUUGUUAUGGCGGCUCUGAUAAUGAUGAUGAAAAUCUUUAUCAAAAGAAAAUGAAGAAUUACAUGACAGGGCACCAAGGGGAGGCAAUCUGGCCUGUUUAUUGCAUGAUUGAAAUCACAUGGAGAUACAUCAACUGAUUAUCCUUGUCUAUUACAUCGAAGGAAAAUCA
Messenger RNA from Tripterygium wilfordii, 808 nucleotides. RefSeq lists its product as uncharacterized. NCBI's taxonomy places the organism in Eukaryota, Viridiplantae, Streptophyta, Magnoliopsida, Celastrales, Celastraceae. The transcript is spliced from 2 exons. The coding region runs from base 447 to 776 and encodes 109 amino acids. The record is from RefSeq and is a predicted model, not a curated record.